Enterobius vermicularis (human pinworm) is the source of this 897-nucleotide messenger RNA. The record is from the annotation of a GenBank genome assembly. NCBI's taxonomy places the organism in Eukaryota, Metazoa, Nematoda, Chromadorea, Rhabditida, Oxyuridae.
AUGCAUCUCUUGGGGAAAUUGUGCGAAGUUGCAGCUAACAGAGAAUAUAUAUAUUUUGAAAUUUCUGCAACUUCAGCAGCUUGGCUUCUUUGUUCGCUCGUACGCGCAGCACCGGGUUUGUUGCGGCAGGCUAUUGCGUCGCUCGAAAAAAAAGAUUUCCUGACAUACGACAACUGCGUCAACUUCUCCGUUUUGAACGUUGUUUCUCGAAUGUGCCAGUCCAUAACUGCUGUACAACAAUUAAUGUCUCUAGGAUUCCUGAAAUUUUGGGUUCAGCACAUUAUCGAGAUAUGUCAGGGCAACUUAUCUGAUGACAAAUUACUAUCUUGCGAGUCCUCACAAAUGGAGGAGCUAGUAAGCUUAGUGCAUUGUGUAGCGUCACUUUCCUUUAUUCGAGCAGUAGUUGAAUAUUUGGAUCAUGAAGGAUCUCCGUUAUUUCGGCCUUUGAUUUCUUUUUCUGUUAUGGCAAUCAAAUGCGUAUCUCACGUUGCAAAUAAUUGGCCUUUCAAAUUGGAAAAUGCCACUAUUAAUUUGUUGUGCAGAUGUGCCGCUGCAGGUGGAGGCCACAGAGGUCGCAUUGCUGCUACAUUGUGUGACAUCCUGCGAUCUAGUGGUCUCGGUGGCUCAGUACAGCAGAUGGUUUUACGCUGUGUUUUGGAAGACGAGACAGUUACAGUGAAGGUUUUUGACAAAAUUUCGCAGUCUAAUUCAUUAAGUUAUGAAAUUUCAGAUCGUUUAUUACACCCCGUGUUCGGGUGUCUUCGACGAGAACGAGUGUUAACAGUAUCGCAGUAUUCGAGCUUUUGUGAAAUCCUUGAUAUGGCUAAGAUGAAAUCAGUCAAGAAGGCUAGUUUGCAAAAUGUUGUCCUUUGUAGGUUUCGAGUUUUCCGACAGUGA